AUGAAGAUUGCCGCCGUUUUCCUCAGCGCCUUUUGCGCGGCUGCCCUCGGCAUCCCUCUCGGAGACCAUGUCCAGCACGAGAAGCGCGAGGCGCAUCCUCUUCUGCGCAAGUCUACCGAGGCUGUUGAUGGCACGGUCACGAUUCCGGCCCGCAUCGCCUUGAAGCAGCGUAACCUUGAGCACGGAAUGGAGCUGCUUCUGGCCGUCUCCGACCCUGCCUCUCCCAACUACGGCAAGCACUACACCUCGGAUGAGGUUACGGAGCUCUUUGCUCCCGAUGCCGACUCCAUUGACAAGGUCACCAAGUGGCUCAGGGAGGCUGGAAUCGACAAGGUUACCGUGCCCAAGAGCAGAGGCUUCGUUGACUUUCAGGCCACAACCGAAAAGCUCGAGUCGCUCCUACAAACCAAGUAUCACGUCUAUGAGCACAGAAGCACCGGAUCGCAGCAUCUCGGAGCUGAUGAGUAUCAUCUGCCCCGUGCCAUCUCCGACGUUGUCGACUUCGUGGCUCCGGCCAUCUUUACUGGCGCCCUCAAGAAGAGGGACGACGUCAAUCGCAGGCCCUCUCAUAUCAAGCCAUAUCCCUCAGGAAAAGAAUCCACAGACUGCGAUACUGUCAUUACCCCUCAGUGUAUUGCCGACAAGUACAAGAUCCCCAAGGCUACCCUCAACUCGACUAGCAACCGUCUGGGUGUCUUUGAGGACAACGACGAAAUGUAUAAGCAAUCAGACCUUGACAUUUUCUACGAGGCCUAUGCCCCUAGCAUCCCCAAGGGUACUGGACCCAAGGUCGACCUUCUCAACUUCAAUGGCCAGAAGCCGAAUCCUGAGUAUGCUGCAGGCGAAGCUGCACUGGACUUUGACAUGGCGAUCCCCAUCAUCUAUCCACAGGGAACGGAGCUGUUCCAGUCAAAGGACAAUUUCAGCCGCUCGACGCCUGGAUUUUUCAACGUCUUCCUCGAUGCUAUUGAUGGCUCGUACUGCACGUCCACUGCCUACGGUGAGACCGGUGACGACCCCAAGGUCGAUGGCACUACUAAGAAUGAAGAGUGUGGCACCUUUAAACCUACAAAUGUCAUCUCCGUCUCUUACGGGCUGUCCGAGGCCUGGUGGCCUGUCAACUACCAAAAGAGACAGUGCGAUGAGUUUAUGAAGCUUGGUCUUCAGGGCGUCUCGAUUGUCUUUGCUUCUGGUGACGGUGGUGUUGCUGGCAACCACGGCGGCGAAUGCAAGGGAAGCAACGGUCAAGUUUUCAACCCCGCAGCGCCUGCUUCUUGCCCAUACGUGACAUCUGUCGGUGCUGUAUACAUUCCCGAGGGUAACUCUCUUGAUGACGCCGAAGUUGCCACGACAAGUUUUGCUUCGGGCGGUGGAUUCAGCAACAUCUGGUCCCAGCCCGACUACCAAAAGUCGGCCGUCUCGACCUGGUUCUCCAAGCACGACCCUGGCUUCCCCAACUACUCUACCAAGGAUGGCGUCAUUCCCAAGACUGGCAUUUACAACAAGGCUGGUCGCGGAUUCCCCGACGUUGCCGCUCUUGGCGACAAUGGUGCCGAGGUCUUGAACGGCGACAAGAUCCUCAACGGCGGUACCUCGAUGUCUGCUCCCAUCUUUGCCGCCAUCAUUAACCGAAUCAACGAGGAGCGCAUCUCGGCUGGCAAGAAGCCCCUCGGUUUCGUCAACCCCGCUCUAUACAAGAACCCGUCCAUGUUCAACGACAUUACUUCUGGCGACCAGAGCGGCGGCGGCGGUAAUUGCAAUGGAAAAGGAUUCAAGGCCGCUUCUGGCUGGGACCCUGUUACCGGUCUCGGUACCCCCAAGUACCCCGAGAUGCUUGCCUACUUUAAGGAGCUGUAA
Beauveria bassiana ARSEF 2860 is the source of this 1857-nucleotide messenger RNA. Its product is annotated as aorsin-like protein. Gene Ontology annotation, molecular function: serine-type endopeptidase activity; tripeptidyl-peptidase activity. Bases 1 to 1857 code for a protein of 618 amino acids. Gene Ontology annotation, biological process: proteolysis. The record is from RefSeq and is a predicted model, not a curated record. NCBI's taxonomy places the organism in Eukaryota, Fungi, Ascomycota, Sordariomycetes, Hypocreales, Cordycipitaceae. The transcript has a single exon.